Molecule: messenger RNA, 3280 nt
Organism: Pterocles gutturalis (yellow-throated sandgrouse)
Lineage: Eukaryota; Metazoa; Chordata; Aves; Pterocliformes; Pteroclidae
Exons: 3
Biological process (GO): regulation of transcription by RNA polymerase II
Cellular component (GO): nucleus
Molecular function (GO): DNA-binding transcription factor activity, RNA polymerase II-specific; RNA polymerase II cis-regulatory region sequence-specific DNA binding
Source: RefSeq, a predicted model, not a curated record
AUGGACGCCGAACCCGACCCCCCCCCAACUGGGGGUCCCCCUCAAUUUGGGGGCUCCCCCUCCUUCAACCUCCCGUUAAUUUUGGAAGAACUCCGCCUCCUCCAACAACGCCAACUCCACCAAAUGCAGCUGACGGAAGAAAUUUGUCGCCAAGUUUUACUUUUGGGAACCCUCGAGCACCCGAAAAAUUCCUUCACCCCAAAAAACGAGCCCCCAAAACCCCAAUUUUUUCAAAUUUUGCCUCAUUUCGGCCUUAAAACCCAAACGAAAAAUUUCGGAAUCGCGUCGUUUUUUCCCCCUUUGAGCGGCGUGGCUUCUCCGCCGGGAUUUUUACGGCCCAAAAAUUUCGGGUUAAAUUCCGGGGGGUUGGAUUUAGGGAAUCGUUACGGAUGCGGAUUUUGUGGAAAAAAAUUUGGGAGCGAAAGCGCUCGGCAAAUUCACCUGCGGUCGCACACGGGCGAGCGGCCGUAUAAAUGUAACGUUUGCGGCAAUCGCUUCACUACCCGGGGAAAUUUAAAAGUUCAUUUUCAUCGGCAUCGGGAAAAAUAUCCCGACGUUCAGAUGAAUCCUCAUCCCGUACCCCAACAUCUGGAUUUUCUUCUCCCCGCGCUUCCAAAUUUGGCCGGAAAAGGGGAAAAUUUGGCCGGAAAUCGGCAAAAUCUCGACGGAAAAGGGGAAAAUUUGUCCGGAAAUCGGCAAAAUCUCGAUGGAAAUGGGCAAAAUGUCGACAGAAAUCUGAAAAGUCUCGACGGAAAUGGGCAAAAUGUCGAUGGAAAUGGGCAAAAUGUCGACGGAAAUGGGCAAAAUGUCGAUGGAAAUGGGCAAAAUGUCGACAGAAAUCUGAAAAGUCUCGACGGAAAUCGGCAAAAUGUCGACGGAAAUCGGACGUUCCAACUGAACCCAACCACCGACAAUCUCACCGGAACCACCCAGAACCUCACCGGGACCUUCCAACUCAACCCAACUGCUGAAAAUCUCACCGGAACCACCCAGAACCUCACCAGGACCACCCAGAACCUCACCGGAACCUCCCAACUCAACACAACGACCCAACAACUCAACGCAACCGCCGAAAAUCUCACCAGGACCACCCAGAACCUCACCGGGACCUUCCAACUCACCCCAACUGCCGAAAAUCUCACCGGAACCACCCAGAACCUCACCGGAACCACUCAGAACCUCACCGGGACCACCCAGAACCUCACCGGAACCUCCCAACUCAACACAACGACCCAACAACUCAACGCAACCGCCGAAAAUCUCACCAGGACCACCCAGAACCUCACCGGAACCUCCCAACUCAACACAACGACCCAACAACUCAACGCAACCGCCGAAAAUCUCACCAGGACCACCCAGAACCUCACCGGGACCUUCCAACUCAACCCAACCGCCGAAAAUCUCACCGGAACCACCCAAAAUCUCACUGGAACCACCCAGAACCUCACCGGGACCUUCCAACUCAACCCAACAACCCAACAGCUCAACGCAACCGCCGAAAAUCUCACCGGGACCACCCAAAAUCUCACCGGGACAACCCAGAACCUCACCGGGACCACCCAGAACCUCACCAGGACCUCCCAACUCAACCCAACGACCCAACACCUCAACACCGGCACCCAAGACCUCACCGGGACCUUCCAACUCAACCCAACCGCCGAAAAUCUCACCGGGACCACCCAGAACCUCACCAGGACCUCCCAAAAUCUCACCAGGACCUUCCAACUCAACCCAACAACCCAACAACUCAACCCAACCGCCGAAAAUCUCACCGGAACCUCCCAGAACCUCACCGGGACCACCCAGAACCUUGCCAGGACCUUCCAACUCAACACAAUCACCCAAAAUCUCACCGGGACCACCCAAAAUCUCACCGGGACCACCCAAAAUCUCACCGGGACCACCCAAAAUCUCACCGGGACCACCCAAAAUCUCACCGGGACCACCCAAAAUCUCACCGGGACCACCCAGAACCUCACCAGGACCACCCAGAACCUCACCGGAACCACCCAACUCAACGCAACGACCCAACACCUCAACGCUGGCACCCAAGACCUCACCGGGACCUUCCAACUCAACCCAACUGCUGAAAAUCUCACCGGGACCAUCCAGAAUCUCACCGGGACCACCCAGAACCUCGCCAGGACCUUCCAACUCAACCCAACCGCCGAAAAUCUCACUGGAACCACCCAGAACCUCACCGGGUUCUCCCAACUCAAUGCAACGACCCAACAACUCAACGCAACGGUCGAAAAUCUUACCGGGACCACCCAGAACCUCACCAGGACGACCACCCAGAACCUCACCAGGACCUUCCAACACAACCCAACUGCCGAAAAUCUCACCGGGACCACUCAGAACCUCGCCAGGACCUUCCAACUCAACCCAACUGCCGAAAAUCUCACCGGGACCACCCAGAACCUCACCGGGACCUUCCAACUCAAUGCAACCGCCGAAAAUCUCACCGGAACCACCCAAAAUCUCACCAGAACCACCCAAAAUCUCACUGGAACCACCCAGAACCUCACCGGAACCACCCAAAACCUCACCGAACCUCUCACCGCGCCCACCCACCACCUCACCGCCUUCCCCAAACUCUUCCUUGUCAAACCCACCGAAGGAAGAUCCAAAACCGCCGACGAAAACACGCCGCCCGGCAAAUCCGUCGCCGCCGCGUCUUGGAGGUUUUUCACCGGCCGCAUCGAAACGUCGCCGAUUUUUUUCGACACCCCGUCUUCGGAAACGUCUAAACUUCAAGAAUUGGUGGAAAAAAUCGAUCCGGCGUCGGCGUCGUCACCGGAUCUUCCCGUUCGUCACCAAUGUCCCGUUUGCCGGCGGAUUUUGAGUUGCCCGCGAGCUUUACGGUUUCAUUUCGGUCAACACGGGGGAAAAAUUUGGGGCGUUUCGGCGGAAAAACUUUUUCGGUGUCAAAUUUGCGGGAGAAAUUUUCCAAGCCGGGGGAAUUUACGGCUUCAUUUCGGGGUUCAUCGGGGGGUUCCCCCCAAUUUUUUGGCGCCGAAAAAAUUCUUUCUCGACGCUUUUCAAUUCCGCUUCCGUUUCGGGGGGCAAUUUAUUCCUCAAGGAGGGGUGGUUCUUCCUUCUCCAAUCGGGGGGACACCCCAAAUUUUAGGGAAUUUUUGCCGACGUGAGGGAACCCCCAAAAUUUUAGGGAACCCCCAAAAUGAAGAAAUUUCCGACAAGGAAGAGGAUGAUUCCGAAGAGUCCAAGGGGGGGGACCCCGAAAUGGAAGAAGAGGAGGAUGAGGAAGAAGAGGGAGGGG